AUGCACAAGUGCGCCAAGUGCGACACCGUUCUCCCCGCAGAGAACCCCAAGCGCUGCUCCGCAUGCCGUGAGGCUUGCUACUGCAGCCAAAAGUGCCAACAGGAGCACUGGCCGCUCCACAUCUUCGACUGCAAGCCUGGCCAGCCGAUCAGCACCGUGUACUACCUCGCGCGCGCGAUCCACAACAACAUCGUCCCGAGCGAUCCCCAGACAAGGAUUGACUACGGCUUCGAGAAGAUCGCGGAACACGACGGCCGCUCGAGCGAAGACUACCUGCUCAUCGUCUACGCGAUCGUCCUCAAAUCCGUCUCGCCCCAGAACCUCCGCCGCUGGCAGCGCAACGGCCGGCUCGCGCCCGAGAUCAAGGCCCUCUUCGAGGCGAUGCCCCCCGAGACCCGCGGCGGAGGCUACAAGCUCUUCCUCAAGUACGAGCGCAUCUUCGACCGCCCGGACGACGUCGAGAAGGGGGUCGCGCACCCCCCCGCGGACACGCACAUGAACAAGCUCUACCGCGACGGCUGGAUCCACAUGGGCGGGGACCCGAAGGCGCCCCAGGCGGAGAUCGACGCGUCGAUCCGCGCGCUCUCCCCGCGCGCGCGCUUCGUGCACUACGCGUACAUCAUCCUCUUCGCGAGCGAGCUGCCCGCGCCGCAGAUGCCGGCGUGGCUCGCGUUCGGGUUCGUGACGACGAGCUCGGAGCGGGAGGUGUCGGAGCUCGGGAUGGCGUACAUCGAGCUCGUCCACUACUGCACGUUCGACGAGUUCCUCGAGGCGUACAACGAGGGGCGCAUGCCCGGGCUCUUCCGCCAGUACCGCGUCGCGCUUCCCAAGCCCCGGGUCUUCGAGGCGAUGAUGGGCGACAAGCCGGACAUGUUCGAUUCGGUGUGGUACCUGAAGGCGCACGUCGACAUCCUACAGGUCUCAAAGGAGGACAACGCGGAGCGGUUUUACGACCCGAAGCCUGCGACGCGCUGCGGAGACUACGGGUACGACAAUGUGCGGGACAAAGCCGAGUCGAAGCUGCUGGACGAGCUGUACCUGGAGCUGUUCGGGAAGGUUCAGAAAGGGAUGGAUCCGCUGGAGCUCCACCAAGCGUGCAUGGACGGGAAGCUGGUCGAGUACGUGAGCCGGUUCGUGAAGCUGGGGACGCACGCGGCGCUGUACAAGCGGCUGUUGAACAAGAGGACGAGCCUGGGGAGGAGAGGUGAGUUGUCGUUGAGAUCGCUCCAUGUGGUAGCUCAUGAUGUAUUCCGCACAGGUUGA
This is a messenger RNA of Epithele typhae, 1263 nucleotides long. RefSeq lists its product as uncharacterized. Bases 1 to 1263 code for a protein of 420 amino acids. The record is from RefSeq and is a predicted model, not a curated record. The transcript has a single exon. NCBI's taxonomy places the organism in Eukaryota, Fungi, Basidiomycota, Agaricomycetes, Polyporales, Epitheliaceae.